Molecule: messenger RNA, 1715 nt
Organism: Caenorhabditis angaria
Lineage: Eukaryota; Metazoa; Nematoda; Chromadorea; Rhabditida; Rhabditidae
Source: the annotation of a GenBank genome assembly
AUGGUAUAUGGAGAUGAUCAAGAAUUGGUGCGAUCACAUUUGCAAAUCGAAACUGCAAAAGUUCGCCAGCUCAAAAUGAAUUGGUUGCCAUUUCUAAAGUGAGUUUUUUAUUUUAAAAAAAUGUUUUCGAAUUCAUGAAUUUUUAGAGCUCGAAUGAUUUCACACCACGAUUACGAUUUUAUAGUGACUUAUGAAGAUGCAGUUAAUAAACACGAAAGAAAUGUAGUUUUGAAUGUUUAUAAAGAUAAAGCUGUCUACGCAUUUAUUCAUUUAGCAUCUCAAGUUACAAAAAACGAAUUUGUUCGAUAUGUUUUGACUGUAAUUGAUGAUUUGUUAAUCGAAGAUGGAACUAGAGUUGAAAUAUUCGAAGUAGCAGCUAAUCUAUCCAAAAGGUAAAUCCUUUUUUUUAAAUGUGUUCCAAACGUUGCUUUGUAUUUCUUGAAUUUCAGAUCACCAUUCUUCUUCUUCGUCAAUUUUCUAACUCGUUCUGAUCCAUACACAGUUCACAUAACUUGUGAAAUCGUAACAAAACUGGCAACAUUGGGAAAAACGAAAAUGUCUGGCGAUGAUUUGGAAUAUUUUAUGGGAUUUUUUAGAGAGCAGAUGAAUAGAGGAUUGGCUAAUGAUUAUAUUUCGAGUACGACGAGAUGUAUGCAAACCUUGUUCAGAUGUGAUUCUUAUAGGUUAGUGGAUGGGAAUCGAAAGGGGUUUGUAUAGCGAUAUAAAUCCAUUUUCUAGAGUUGCUUUCGCAAAUCACAAUGGUCAUGAUUCAUUGAUCCACGCAUUAUAUUCCACAAGAAAAUGUGGUUUCCAAAUUCAAUAUCAAAUAAUAUUUUGCAUGUGGCUUUUGACAUUCAAUCAUUAUGCAGCCGAACAAACUCUUAAUUCAAAUGUUAUUCAAAUGAUUGUUACAAUUUUAGGAACAUGUUCGAAAGAAAAAGUUAUUCGAAUUAUUCUUGCUACUUUACGGAAUAUUCUAUCAAAAAUUGAGGACAAAGUUCAUAAAAAGUAGGUUUCAAAAUGUGGUAUUUUUUGAAAAAAAAAUGGGAUUUUCUUAUAGGCAGGCAGCUCUUCAAAUGGUUCAAUGUAAAUUGAUCAAAAAGUUGGAAUUGAUUGAUACAAGAAAAUUUGAUGAUAUUGAAUUGCUUGUAAGUUAUUUCUAAAAAUCACAAAGUUUUGACAUUUGAAAAAUUCUGAAGUUUCCUUAGUUUUCGAAUUUUUCAGGAAGAUAUUGCAUUUCUACGCGAAAAUCUUCAAAAAAUCACAGUUGAUUUGACAUCAUUUGAUGAAUAUGAAAGUGAACUUCGUCACGGUUGUCUUCAUUGGUCGCCAGUUCAUAAAUGUGAAAAAUUUUGGGAGAAAAAUGCGUCGAAAUUGAAUGAGAAUCGCAAUGAAUUGUUGAAAAUAUUGAUUGGAUUGCUCGAAAAUAGUAAUGAUCCUCUGGUUGUUUGUGUUGCAGCUCAUGAUAUUGGAGAAUAUGUUAGGUAAGGGUUUUUGGAUAAGGAUGAGGGGAUUGGAUCUAGCCAUAGAAAAUUUAAAAAAAUUUUUGCAGAUUCAAUCCACGUGGAAAACAUUUCCUCGAACAAUUGGGCGGAAAAGAGGCACUUAUGAGAUUAUUAAUGGUGAAAGAUCCAAAUAUCAGGUAUCACGCACUUUUAUCGGCACAAAAAUUUAUGGUCCAUAAUUGGAAAUAUUUGGGCUUGAAAUACACAUAA